This is a messenger RNA of Ciona intestinalis (vase tunicate), 1654 nucleotides long. The record is from RefSeq and is a predicted model, not a curated record. NCBI's taxonomy places the organism in Eukaryota, Metazoa, Chordata, Ascidiacea, Phlebobranchia, Cionidae.
CUUUACAUUCAAGACACAUUGGUUGACAUUUCACUCUUACGUCACGUUAUUACGCCUUUUCUUUUCCAAACCUGUGUAAGUGUAAAAGUAGCGUAAAAACUCGAUAAAAAUCGGGUUCAAAUUAUUCAAAUUUGUCGCAGAGUUUAAUGUUAUUUGCCUUUUCCGUUUACUUUUAUCGCGUAUCUCUUGUUUCGAGAUUUACCUUUACAAUAGUUUCAGAAAUCUAAAUCGUAUUCAAUUAAUCAUCUUUGGGGUUCUAUCGUAGUUUGGUGCUUAAAAUUUGUUGGAAACACAUACAAAAGUUUGUUUUAACGUUUUUCAUAAAUAAAUACAAAUUUUCAUAGAUUAAAUCACCAUUACUAUUUACUAUUGUUAACUAAUUUUUUCAACGUACAAUGACACUACUAUGGCACACCCAUUUUAUAACGAUCGUCAAUGGGUCCUUAAACGAGAAUAAAAAUUGACUUUUUUAUUUAUUAAUUAAAAAAAUCCCAACAUUGCAUGGUGUAUCUAAUUAAAACUUUUUUUGUAGCUUUAAGUAAUUCAAUCAAAACCACAUUCUGACUUUAUAAAAAUGCCCAAGUUAAGUUUUGCUGUUGUUUGCUCGAGUAACAUGAACAGAAGCAUGGAAGCACAUAGGUGUAUGAGUAAGCGAGGAUAUGCGGUUGAAUCUUUUGGGUCGGGAAAUCAAGUGAAACUGCCCGGCUCUUCUGCCGAUAGACCAAACGUCUACAGUUUUAGUACAAAAUAUGAUGAUAUUUUAACUGACUUGAAACAAAAAGACAGAAAUCUAUAUACACAGAAUGGCGUGCUAAACAUGUUGGACCGAAAUCGACGAAUCAAAGAUCGUCCACAACGGUUUCAAGACUAUGUUGGCCAGUUUGAUGUAAUUAUUACGUUGGAGGAAAGAGUUUAUGACCAAAUAAUGGAAGAUUUUAACACUCGAGAAUCCGAAACCAUGGAAGCAGUACACGUUAUAAACCUUGAUAUACAAGAUAAUCAUGAAGAAGCAACCAUUGGCGCAUUUGUUGUUUGCGAACUUUCGAAAAAGCUGGAAGGAUCCGACGACCUGGACAACGACAUAGACGAGUUACUACAGGAUUUCGAAGAACGGUCGAAGCGUCGAAUUAUACACUCCGUGCACUUUUAUUGACUCUAAUCUUUUUUCAUUCUUAAAUCUGCCAUAGUUUUCGUUAUUAGGUUGAUAGGCUACACACAGCUUGUAGCGUUUCUACCGACCAGUUUCAUCAUGUCUUUUUCAGAAGGUGGUGAAAUCACCUGGUUUUUAAGUACGAUGAAUAUCCUUGGUUUAGGUCGGACAAUUCCAGCGACAUCAACUUGGUCGUUACGGAACGACAAAGCUCCUUUUUUUGAACUUUUGAUUUCAGAGCAAUUCAAAACACUUUCUUUUCGUAUAUGCUGUAUUUUUUCGCUUCUUAAGUUAUUGUGUUUCAUUUUCCUCCAGUUUUUGAAUUGUCAAAUUCAAGCAAGAGUUCGACUGACACGCCUAUAGUUUGUAAUGUAAUGCGGCAGUAACAAAUGUAGGUGCACGGUCUUUUACAAACCGGUAAAUUUUGGUUGGACAGUGUACGUUAAUUUUGAAUUUAUUUAUUGCACGGGACUUAAUAAUUACUUGAAUAAAACACGUCUUCAU